UCGUGUCCCAUACAGCGCAGGCGAUCUCGCCUACGACGGCGAGGCUCCGGAGGGCGGAGAGGGGGAGAUAUGGGUUGGUGCGCGUGCUUCGACGGAGGGAGCAAGCAGCGGCGGCGAGAGGAGGACCGGGCGGCCUCCGCCGAAGCCCGCGCCAAGGCCGCCGAAGCCGCCCAGAGAAGGCAAGAAGAAUUUGAAAAGUCCGCAGCAGGGAGGGCUGCACGCGCGCAGUUACAGGCAAUGAAUAAGCAAUCCGCAGCUACCAAUAAAGGCGAACCAGUUCUUAAGUGGUCGAUGGGCUGAGGCAUGAUGUUGGCUAAUCCAGGCUGCGGCGAGUUUAUGUGAUUUUUUUUAAUCUCUUCCAGUCCUGGUCUCUUCCUCCAGCUUUUGUUUACUAUUAUCAUAAUUGUCUUCUUCUUUUUUUCUUUUUUCUUUUAUGGGGUUGUAAAUGAUAAUUAUGCACGGGUGGAAAUCUGCUCUCUGUAAAUUCUGAAUCUAUUUGGAUUGACUGUUGGUGGAAUUUUGCUGUAUGUAAAUUCUGAAUCUGUUUGGAAGAUGCUGGAUGAAAAAGAAAUGUAUGUUCUUUGCUCCGGCAAUGUGCUUCUGGGCCUUUGGAA
This is a messenger RNA of Syzygium oleosum, 614 nucleotides long. RefSeq lists its product as uncharacterized. The record is from RefSeq and is a predicted model, not a curated record. Bases 70 to 300 code for a protein of 76 amino acids. Lineage: Eukaryota; Viridiplantae; Streptophyta; Magnoliopsida; Myrtales; Myrtaceae. The transcript has 3 exons.